UCUGUGUAAUUGACCAAUAGGCGACAUUUCUGUCCAUGCAUACAGGUGUGCACGGCUGCGCAUACCGGAGCAGCGUGGGAUGUGGUGUUUGCGUUAGGAGCGUCUGAUUGUUAGUGUGACACGGACGGAAAGGAGCCUUCCUCCCCCACCAGCGAAGCGGCUUCUGUCUGCAAACCGCGCAACUAGGGCAUGCAUUCAGCCAGCACACAGCAGCGGCAGCGCACCAACAAGCCGCUGUGAUCUGAGAGCCUCUGCACGGCGACGGCUCGCUCUUUCGUAACGGAGUCGGGGCAGCUUCAGCGUUUGCGGGACAAUUUCGAGCUUUGAGUAUAGGGACAGGUCUGUGAAAAGGCAGGCGUGUGUCGGAGGGUUUGCAUCCCCUCUUUUUUGUUGUUAUUGGGGGUUUUUUUUAACCCCCUUCGUAUUGCUCUCUGGUUUUCAUCCCGGAUCCCGCAAGAUGCAGCCUCUUACCUGACAGAUCUGUGGCACCACAGCUGCUGCUGCUGCCUACAGCUCUCCUGUCAUCAUCGGGAUCUGUCCCCUUCAAACAGGACAAGAUAGACUUCAUCUCAUCAUCGAAAGUGGCCCCUGUCAAGAGAGAAACCUGCUGAAGAUGACUUCAUCCGAGCCGAUUGCCUGAAAGCAGCAUGAGAUUACUGAGGACUAUCAUGCUGACCGCUGAUUCGAGCUGUUUUCUCUUUUGAGGGCUGAUCCAAAACAAUGUUCCUGUGUGUGAGCUGACUGACCGGGGGCGUCAGGGGGCUGGGGGCUGCUGCUGGUGUUCUAGCACGGGGACACAGCCCAGCAGCUCAGACGCAGACACCGCCGGAGAAAGAUGGCUCGCCCCGGGUCUGGGCUGCUGGUGCCCAUGAAUGGCGUGGGGUACCCGCCUCAGAACCUGGCCAGGGUGGUCGUCUGGGAGUGGCUGAACGAGCACGGGCGCUGGAGGCCGUACAGCGCGGCGGUGUGCCACCACAUCGAGAACGUACUGAAGGGAGACGCCAGGGGAAGCGUGGUUCUCGGGCAGGUGGAUGCCCAGCUCUCCCCUUACAUCAUCGACCUGCAGUCUAUGCACCAGUUUCGGCAGGACACAGGCACCAUGAGGCCCGUGCAGAGGAACUUCUACGAGCCGUCGUCGGCCCCAGGGAAAGGCGUGGUGUGGGAGUGGGAAAACGACAACGGCUCGUGGACGCCGUAUGACAUGGAGAUCUGCGUGACCAUCCAGAAUGCCUACGAGAAGCAGCACCCGUGGCUGGACUUGACCUCUCUGGGCUUCUGCUACCUCAUCGACUUCAACAGCAUGUCCCAGACCAACCGGCAGAGUCAGCGCAAGCGCCGCCUUCGGAGACGCAUGGACCUGGCAUACCCGCUCAUCAUGGGCUCCAUUCCCAAGUCCCAGUCGUGGCCCGUGGGCGCCAGCUCUGGCCAGCCCUGCUCGUGCCAGCAGUGCAUCCUGGUGAACAGUACAAGAGCUGCCUCCAAUGCCAUCCUGGCCUCGCAGCGGCGUAAGCUCUACGGAGGGACGGCUGGCAACUCGGGCACCGCGGGAGGCCUCGGCGGCGUGCGGCAGAGCAACACCUUCGCUGGAACCUCCCUGUGGUCCCCGACGUCCGGCUCCUCCGGUGCCAACCACAAUAACAUAAGUGUGGGAGGUGGGCAGUCGAAAGCCGAACAGGUGCAGUCGCCGCUGCCUUCUGCCAACUUUCCCUGCUCCCCGGUGAUGCCAUCGCUUUCAUCCUCCCAUGGUCACCACGCGCUCACCAUCAACGGACAGAACAAUCUGAACCGGCCAGGCACCCAGCGGAUUUCCAUGGGGACCACCAGAGGAGCCAUCCCACCCGGGGUUCCUGCUUUACCAGUGAAAAAUCUGACCGGGUCUGGACCUGUGCACCCAGCGCUAGCAGGCAUGACAGGUAUCCUGAUGUGCGCUGCAGGUCUACCUGUUUGUCUGACUCGAGCUCCAAAGCCUAUACUGCACCCGCCACCCAUCAACAAGAGCGACAUGAAGCCUGUGCCAGGGAUCAAUGGCAUGCGGCGCAAAACCAAGAAGAAGCACCUGAAGAGAGGUAAAAACCCGGAGGAUGUGGUCCGAAGAUACACAGAGAAGAUUAAAGUGGUGCCAGACGAGGACUGUACCAUCUGCAUGGAGAGGCUGGCGAUGUCAUCGGGCUACGAAGGCAUCCUGCAGCACAAAGGCAUCAAGCCAGAAUCGGUGGGCAAACUUGGCAAAUGUGGUCACAUGUACCAUCUGCUGUGCCUGGUGGCCAUGUACAACAAUGGCAAUAAGGACGGCAGCCUGCAGUGCCCAACGUGUAAGACAAUCUACGGGGAGAAAACAGGCACCCAACCCCCUGGGAAGAUGGAGUACCACGUCAUCCCCCACUCUCUGCCCGGCUACUCGGAAUGCAAAACCAUCCGCAUCAUGUACGACAUCCCCGCCGGGAUCCAGACCAAUGAGCACCCCAACCCCGGCAAGAAGUUCAGUGCAAGGGGCUUCCCUCGACACUGCUACCUCCCGGACAACGAGAAAGGCAGGAGGGUCCUAAAACUCCUCAUCAUGGCUUGGGACCGUCGCCUCAUCUUCACCAUCGGCACAUCCAGCACCACGGGAGAGUCGGACACGGUCGUGUGGAACGAGAUUCACCACAAGACGGAGUUUGGCUCCAACCUGACCGGCCACGGCUACCCUGACCCCAACUACUUGGACAAUGUCUUGACGGAGCUGUCGGCCCAGGGCGUUGGAGAGGACAAUCUGAAGGACUGACGUGCCGGCCACAGCGGCGACCAGCAGCACAGCAUCCUUCAGAGAACAAGGGACAAUGCAUGAUGUGCCAGUCUACGUCUGGCAACUCCUUAACAGCUUACAACCUGAAACGUUCUUCAGAAGUGGCUGACUAAGAGCAAUAGAAGCAGAAACCAAUGGUUCAGAUUUAUGUUCGAUCUCCACCCAGCUGUCUCCCGAUCCAUGCCUUGAGGAUGUCGAGUCCCACCGCGAUGAGCUCCCUCCCUCUGAGAGGAGGAUGUGAGGAUGGUUUUAUACUCGUGUCGGAAGCUGCAGGCCGCAGUUUGCACGUAACCCCUUUUAGACUUAAACCUCUAAAGCGCUCUACACUUGCGAGUUGGAAGGUCAGGGUCUAAAUCAGGCAUACUUUAAAGGCUAAGCUUUUGAAUGCAUGACCCCGACUAAUGCUGCAUAAUGAAUGUUGAGCAAAUACGGCAGGAUAAGCUGUUGCCUGUCAUAGCAAAGAUACGCAGGAGAGAACUUUAAUUUGUAAUUUGUUUUUGCUUUGCUGGUUUGCCUUUACAAUCAAUAAUUGCAGUACAGUGUUUUGCAUAAGUAUUCACACCCCUUGUCACAUUAUUACCACAAGCUUCAAAUUGGGAUUUCGUAUGGCAAGCUCACAACAGAGUAGCGCAUAGUUAAGUGAAACGAAAAAUUAUGGUUUUCAAAAUUGUUUACAAAUAACCUUUUACUACAACUACAGCAAUUCUUUUGGGAUAGAUAUCUAGGUCUGGGCUUUGACUGAGCCAUCUAACUCGUUAACAUGUGCUUCUGUUGUGGCUCUCGGUGUUUGCUUAGGGUCAUUGUCCCGUUGAGCCUGCGCUCGUCUUCAGAUUCUUCUAUGUUUUCUUCCAUUACUGCCAUUUAAUUAGCUCCAUUCAUCUACCCAUUAACGCCAACCAGCUUCUCCACCCCGAUUGAAGAAAAUUAUGCUGCCGCCAUCUUGUUUCGCCUUGGGGAUGGUGUGUUCAGGGUGAUGUGUGGUGUUAGUUUUUUUUAAUUUAUUUAUCUACACACAUAGUUUUGCAUCUGUUGUAAGAAAACAUGUUUAAUUUUAGCCCAGUUUGACCAGAGCUCCUCCUUUCAUUCAAAGUUUAGAUGGGGCGUCUUAAACAACGUCUUCAAACAAUGUGGUUCUUUACGUUGCAGCACUGCUUGCCUUUAAACGUCUCAACAACUUUCUCGCUGUGUUCUUAGACUUUGUGAUGCAGUUUGUUCACUAAAGUCUGCUGAGGCCUUCACAGAGCAGCAGGGCGCUCUGAUAGCCAUUUACUACUUAGAUGAAGGCAGAUGGUUACGGUGCAUUUUGUUUAGAGUUGUCAAAGGUGACUUGAUUACAUUUUUGAGUGCAAAAAUCAUGAUUUGCAAGUCAUUCAUCAUUUCCCUUCCACUGCACAACUUUGCGGUCAUUUUAGUUCAUCUCCAAAAAGAAAAAUGCAAAUAAAAUACUUACAAGUUUGCGGUUGUAGACCAGGGGGUGUGAAUACAAAGCAAACCGCCUGGGCAACUUUUAAGGUGAAGAUUCCUGAUUUGGUGAAAGCUAUGUAAGGUCAUCUUCAGCCUUUAUUUAUAUUUGUUUACCAAUUAGUAUUCUGCAAAGUGCUUAGAUGUCUGAGAGGUGCGGACCCAAACGUAUAUUUUUGAUUGUUGGGCGGAGAGGUCACACCGGCCGAAACUAAGCCUGCAACAGGAUGUCGAGGUUGGGCAGCAGGAUUUCAUCGAAGGCCAAACUCAUCCGCUUCGUUGGUGAUGCUGACGAGGCUGACCUCUGCGAACAGAAAGCCCGCUUUAUUAUUAUUCUCCACUGUUGAAAGUUUCCCCGUCCGUUGGCUCGAUCCAUCACGCCCGGCCAUACGGGAGGAGCGAGAGCGCGAUCGCCUGCUGUGAGGCGUCGCAGUCCUGGUUCUAAGUCCUUGAGUGGAGCAGCUGAGCGCCCAGAUGGACGUUCCUCUCUCAGACACCAAUGAUUUUUUUCUUCUCCGAGCUCCAUCGCCGGGCUCACCUGCAAUACGCAAGCCUCCCGUGAGCCCCCCUGCUCGCUGACGGGCAACACACCAAGCUCAACGGCCCGUACGGCGAGCAGCGAAACAUUUCAUUUCCCGACUGAGCUCAUGCAGAGUUGCUUUAAGCUGAUGCUGGCGCAUGGCUUCGACCUCGCUUCUUCUCAGCUGUAGAGUUAAAGAGGGGUGCAAAAUUUCAUCUUGCGUUUUGGCAGAGAAGGUUGUUUUUUUUUCCUGCAUCCUCCUCAUUUCUAGUAUCUGAGAGCUUGAGCUUCUGAAGGCCCUCAUAUUGUUUCUUUGCAACCUAUCGGUGGAUAAUCCUCCUGAGUGUAUGUGUUCGAUGAGUUGGGCCGGGGGCUGAAUCAUAGUCUUCCAUAGCACCUUGAGGCAACUUUUCUGUUUAAUCAGUCUUUUUAUUUCAUUUAAUUUCUUUUAUAAGAUGUCUAAAAUGACUAUUUACUGUCUUUUUUAAGUUGAUGUUUAUAAACUAGCUUGCGAUGCUUUAAAGAAAAAAAUAAUAUAUAUAUAUACAUAUAUAUAUAUAGAGACAUAUAUGUAUGAUAUAUAAUUGCAGAUGUGAUAUACCUUUAAUUUCGAGCUCAGUUUGAGUCGGUGGUGUAAGUUUAGUUUAUUUUUAUACUCUUAUAUAUACGGGGGGGAAAAAAAGAUUGUCCCACAUAUUUAUACGCAAACACAUGUCAAAAUGGAUUCUGGCUCAGUUUGUCAGGGACUGAAACAUGUGACAUGUCAUGAACGUUAUAUAUUACAAGUAGUGUUAGAAUGUGGCUGUCGUUACCUUAACGUAGAAUCUGCAUUGCUGAUUGCCUGUUGGACGCCAGUAAAUUCAGUAAAUUGACUUUUAUUAUUGGCGAGGGAAGGUUAGCAUGGAGAUCUUUUCUUUUCUUUUUUUUUCCACGAGUUAGGCACUUUUACUCUUCUUCUACUUGCCCAGAACUUGAAAUCCUUUCUGAGCAGUCUGAAGGCGAAAUUGCAAAUAUAAAUAUAAGAGGUUGAUUUAGCAAAAUGAAACAUUAGACCAGCAUGUAAACCAAAUCAAAGACCAUAAAAACAAAGAGGUAUCAUCUUUAUCAUCGGUCAUCAUUGGUCGUUUGCAAUAAUGUGAGUAGGAAAGAACUUCCUAGUCUAAUAAUUUAACACUCAGCCCAACAAGAUAACCCAAAAAAAUGCUUGACAUAUUUCUUACAAGUUAAUGUUUCUGGUCAAAAGCAUCUGCUCAUUGUUGCUUGGAAGUAGGAAUAUUUCCAUCGGAUCAGCCAUGGUGUCAAAUAAUGCUAAAAUAAAUGAACACAUGCUGAUGGUGAAUAAAAUACUUUUAUGAGAAAGGAAUUUGGAAAUGUAUCUCCCUCCCUAUGUCUUUGGUACCCUGGGUUAAGAUGUGGUAUGGAAAAUGAAAAGAAAAACAAAAGUAUAUGUAGUGACUAUUUGUCCAAAACUCAAAUUCAAAAAACUUAAGACUUAAAGGUGAUCAAAACAAAAGGUGAAUCCAACUCAAAUGGUCACCUGAUGCACCAUGGGUUUCUGGCUUACGGAGUCCAAAAGAAUCAAAAAAGUCAGAAUGCAGUUCUUUGUUUUAUUCCGUAUUCAGGCAAAACAAGUUACAGGCGUCACAGGAUUCUGCUGGUUCUCCUGCUCCGAUUCCUGCACCUGUUCUCUGACUGACAACUGGUGACUGACUGGUAGACUGACAACUGGUGACUGACUGGUAGACUGACAACUGGUGACUGACUGAAGUGACUAACUGGCCGACUGGUAAAAAACCUUAUGACCACCCACGUGCAUAAUGGCCUUCCUAAAACCUACCUAUUUAUACCGUGAAACACCCACUGAAAACCCAAACUGAAAUUAAUUAACUAGUUAAGUGAAUUACUAACCAAAGAACUUAUUUUAAAUAACAAAUUAAACAAAAAUUCUAAUUGUAAAUCAACUAGAAAAUAAGCAAAUAAAAAUAAACUAAAUCUAAAUUGUAAGAUGUAACUGAAAAUAGACAAAUAGCUCCUACAGUGUAGUUUUUUUUAGUCCAGAUAAAAUUCUACUUUAAGAGAAAUUUGCUUUAUUAUUAUUAUUUUUAACUUUUUCAAAAUUACAGUUACCACAAUUAUUGGAACUCCUUACAAUUCAUUAUGAUGAAUUAACACAAGCAUUUUUAUUUCUUUAAUACAUCUUACUCCGAUCCGCUUAGGUAAAUUAUAGUUAGUCGAUAUGAUAGAGGCCAAUAUGCUCUUAGCCACACCUAGAUGGGAAAGAUAAGAGAACAUACCUUUCCAGUUGGGAUGCAGCAUAUUAAUCAUUAUAAGUCAGAAAAUAGCUUAAAGAAAAAAAUACUGGAACUGCAACAAAUAAUCUGAGUGUGAGUUUUGUCAGUAAGUUUAGCUGAAUCUAGGUUUAUCUUUGGCCCUUUACACUAGGUUUAUCAGGGGCAGGAUGUCCCAAUAAAAUAUGAAUUUAAGAGUUUUAACACAUCUUUACCAGGGCUACCAAUAAGUGUGUAGGGUACAAAGUUGUGCACCUUUGCGAUUCCACAAAAACAGGAUAACUGAGGAUAGUUUUGGAUUGCAUGACACAAAAGAAUGUGUUAAAUUUCCUCGAUUGAUGUGUAGAACCUAAACAAGAUUUUAAAAAAUAUAUAUGUUUAAUAAUAAGUGCAUAACAUAUAAUCUUGGUAACCUACCAAGACAAGUUGUUCUAAACUUCCAUAUUAAAUGCACAUUAAACAGAGGACAAAACCACUGAAAAGCUCCGUUCCUCUAUAAAUAUCUGCAGUACGGUCAGUCGCCAGCGUCUGGAUAACACACCCUUACUGUAGGCAAAAAGCUGAAAGAAAAGGCUUGUUUCUGUGGAGUUAUCCUUAACUGUGUGUGUACAACAUGAGUGCAGUGAAACCCAUUGCCAAGCUAUUAGCUGGAAAACAAGCAUGUAAGCUCAUAGCAAGAACAAAAGCUGCAGCCACGUCCCCAGAACCAAAGACAUCAGCUGUUAGAGAUGUACAAAAUGUAUUUAUUAUCUAAAUUGUGUUACCUGUUUUAAACAAAAAAAAAAAAAACUUCUGAAGAAUUACAGUACAAUGUUUUGACUCCGGGUGUUAAAAACGGUCACUGUUCCAGGAGUUUCCUCCUUCGCACCUUCCUGACACUCUUUUAAAUUAAAAAGAAAGAAAAAGAUAAAUAAAUGAAUGGGACAGCAGGAGAGAAAGCUGUGAAUCAGGGAUUUAUUAUUAUUUUUCUUUCAUUCUUUUGAUGUCUGAUGAAGUUUCGGUAACGGAGAGAAAAUGAUCUGCCUGAAUAUAAAGAGAGAGAAGGCUUUUAUGCAAUUUCCUAUUUUUAAUCUCUAGUACGUGGCUUGUCUGUAGCAGGACAGCAGAUUUCCGGUUUAUAUGACAGCGGAUGUUUCCUUUGUAGUUUGCCUACCUCCUGGUUUACGAGCGAAGGGGGUUUCAGUCUGAGGACGUUAAUAUGCUAUGUAUUUGAAAACAUAUAUUUUUAUGUAUUUUUUAAUGAUCGUCUCUAAAAGGAACCUUAUGUAACAUUACUGCUUCGUUCUGUUUAUUCACUUCAUGCUUUGCAUUUGAUUAGAGGUGGAAUAAGUGGUCAGCGCUAUUAUUACAUAAUAUAUUUACAGCUGUAUUCUCUUGUAGUGUCUGCUGAAAUCUGUGGAAAUAGUGGGGGGGGGGUGUGGGCGCGUGUGUGUGUGUGGCAGGUAGGUGUCCAGUAAACAAAGCUUACGUUCAUGUCCUUUCAAGAUGCAGUAAUGUUCUCCUAGAGGUGCAUGUCAGCCAAACUGUAAGUGUAUUGACAAUGCAUAGUUGUGUCUAUGAAAACAUCAUAGUGUCUUCUGGAAAAAAGAUUGAUUUAUUGAAUUCUUUAGUUAGAAAUAUCUUAUUGCCUAUAUUGGUUUUGAUUUACAGGCACAUCUGUAUAAAUAAAAAGUAUCAUCAGAAGUACAUUUAUUUCAGUUAUUUAAGUCACCAAGUGAAACUUAUCUCUAUAGAUUCGUUACAAACAUUCUGACAUAAUUUAAUUAUGUAUUUCUGUUAAUUUUCUUCAUUGUAGCUCACAACUGAUGAAAGACUAAAAUUCAGUUUGUCAGAAAAUAAAUGUGAAUAUUGCAAAAGACUAAAAAAAAUCUUUAAUAUAAAAAUGUUAUAACUAUGUUGUUGCUUACACAAUCAUGAAGCAGACAGCUUCUUUCACAGUUGACCAGCAGUCAGUGUUUGACAAAAAAGUCACUGCUAGUUUUCCCUCCACUACAUUUUUCGUUAACACACUUUUAUACAGCGCUUUGUAUAGAGGCGGUUAUGUCAACAAUGAUCUCUUUUGCAUAUUCGCUUUUAUGUUUUUCCUUCCCCUUAACUUUCCAUUAGCAUGCAUGCAUGCAUGCAUGCAGCACUCUAACAGGUAGCAUGUCCCCCUUUUUCCGCUUCACCCUUCUUCCACUCAAUUUCCCAUGAACACGCUUGUGUAUAAGAACCAACUACCACACUUUUUCCUUCUACUGAACAUUUCAUUUACAUGGGGCGCUAUGUGAAAUCCAUUUUCUUUAGCAAUGAUCCCUGUUGCAUGUCUCCCCUUUUUGCACCACACUUUCCCCUUACACUUAACUCUCCAUCAGUGUAUUUGGAUUCAGCCCAUUCUGAACUGUAAACCUUUGUUGUUUCCCUUCCUUUGGAAACAUGUUAGCGAUUGACUGCUGCACAACCGUCAGCAGAUUUCCCACGAUUGCUUCAGCCAUCACAUAACGUUUUCCACACAACACAAUCUAUACAAUAUCUUUUUUACUUUUUGAAUAGAUCUAUGGAAAUAACAUUUUGAUGAUAUUCUGAUUUAUUGAGAUGCACCUGGUUGAGACAGCACCAGGCGUCUACAAACUCCAUAUGGUAUAGCUUUUUUAAUGCAUUUAGGUGGCCAUUUCAAUAAAUAUUUUAAACGGUCACUUAUUGUUUUUUGAUUUAACCUCCAGCAGUGUGACACUAACAAAAAUGCAAGCUAUUGAGAGACACUGAUUAAACUAUAAAGGGCUUCUUAAUCAAUCAGUCUUUAUUGAAUUGUGAUGACCUUGUUGCAUGUUUGUGUGUUCCUUGUGGAAAAAAUAAAUAUAUGUGCCGUUGGAGGCUCUGAGGGAUUUUCUCACCUUGACUCUGAUUCCACCCUGAUUCCCUCCCAACCCCUUCUUUUUUCUUUUUUCUGAAUGACCUCUCAGAGAUGUGAUGUGCUCUUACUUGGGCUGCUUCAGACAGCUCUCUGCUCCGCUCCUCGUUCCGUGGAUCGAAAUGAGCUUUGAGGGAGCUGCAGAGACGCUUCUCGCUGGCAGUAAAUCUGCUUUACGGUCAUUUUUGUUACUCUGACUGUUGGAGCUGUGGUUGGUGGAAAUAAAAGUGAGCUCUGGGAUCUGUCGGUGUCUGGAUUCAUUUAAUUUCCCCGUUCAACACCAGCUCUCCUCAGCACAGACCCAGCAGCUCCUGGAUCGGCUCCUUUCCGGUUCGUGGUUUUGAUUAAAUGAUUCAUUCGACUGAUGGAGCUUUCUGGGAUCAGCUGCAGCUUCACAUUAUUUGCUAAGUCAUGAAUGAGUAGAUGUGGCUGUAUUUAAUUAGGACAUUAGCCUGCAGUUAACACUGCCACUUUAUUUCUUUCUGCAGCACAAGGGGUGAAGUCAUUACAUACAGGCAUUCCCACAAUUACAAAUACACCUGAAAACAAAUUGUUAUUUUGUGUUUCCCACCCAGAAAAAUGCUAACAUUUUUGUUUUGAACUUUCAACAACGCUUACUCUGGUUCUGAGAGGAUUCGUAUUACUUGGCAGGUAAACACGUGGAAUUCACUCAAAGCAGAAUAAAAUAAAAACCGCAGGUAAAACAGCCUGGUACUGGUAUUUUCUUUUUAGAAAAGACACCAUCAAUUGAUUU
Messenger RNA from Xiphophorus couchianus (Monterrey platyfish), 10698 nucleotides. RefSeq names its product deltex 1, E3 ubiquitin ligase (gene dtx1). The coding region runs from base 836 to 2764 and encodes 642 amino acids. The record is from RefSeq and is a predicted model, not a curated record. Lineage: Eukaryota; Metazoa; Chordata; Actinopteri; Cyprinodontiformes; Poeciliidae. The transcript is spliced from 10 exons. Gene Ontology annotation, biological process: protein ubiquitination; Notch signaling pathway. Gene Ontology annotation, molecular function: zinc ion binding.